Molecule: messenger RNA, 1867 nt
Organism: Oncorhynchus tshawytscha (Chinook salmon)
Lineage: Eukaryota; Metazoa; Chordata; Actinopteri; Salmoniformes; Salmonidae
Gene: rnft2
Product: ring finger protein, transmembrane 2
Exons: 10
Coding region: 166-1485 (439 amino acids)
Biological process (GO): positive regulation of ERAD pathway
Molecular function (GO): ubiquitin protein ligase activity
Source: RefSeq, a predicted model, not a curated record
AUACAGGAAAAACAUCGUCGCGAGCCAGGCCAGGCAAGCCGCAGGGGUGUGUAGGCAAAAUAACUACAUGGGAAUGAGAAGAAUAAACAAAACGAUGAUUCAGUCUGUGUGUCUGUCUGCACCCCACCAUAGCCCUGGAUCACUCGGGUAUGAACUGGAUGUGCCAUGCAGAGAAGACACAGCAGCAACACGGAUGGCAUGCCCUCUGAAAGGAGCCGUAGCCAAACCCUUGGAUCAGAAAGCAGCCUGGACGAAGGAGGUGUGUUUGACUGCCUGAAACCCGACUCGCCCACCUCCCCCCAGCAGCUCUUCUCCGGCCUGGUUGGGGUCGGGGUUCCCUCGGGAUCUGGUGUGCCCUCCGCAAACUUCCAGGCGGCUGGUCUUGUUCUGGGGACUCCUCCAGACGUCUUCAUCCAGAUGACUGCCUCCUCCAGGGAGGAAGGGGGGCCACACCGCUCUGAGUGUGGGCCCUACCUCCCCCGCCCGCCCCCGCACCAUCAUCACAACCACCACCACUUCCACCAGCCACUACAGCACCGUACAUCCGGAGAGAGGCAUGGGAACAGGGAGGAGGCCUCGGAAGACCCCUCUACACCAGCUCCGGCCUUGUCGGAGCUGAAGCCUGUAGUCACCUGGCUACAGAGGGGGUUCCCGUUCAUCCUGAUCCUCCUGGCUAAAGUGUGUUUUCAGCACAAGCUCGGUAUUGCUGUCUGUAUUGGGAUGGCCAGCACGUUUGCCUUCGCCAAUUCAUCAUUCAAGCACCAGGUGUCACUACGGGAGGAGAGGUCUGUGGUUGUAGCUCUCUGGAUGAUCAUGUUCCUAUCUGGAAACAUAGUGUAUCUCUACUACACAUUCAGUGCUGAGGAGCUGUACAACAGUCUGAUGUUUGCAAAGCCCAACAUAAACAGCUUUGACUUCUUUGAUCUAAUCUGGGCGGUGGGGAUCACCGACUUUGUUCUCAAGUACUUUACAAUCGGCCUGAAGUGCUUCAUCCUGUUUCUACCCAAGAUCCUCCUGGCCUUCAAAUCCAGGGGUAAGUUCUACCUGGUGAUAGAGGAGCUGAGUCAGUUGUUCAGGGCCUUAGUGCCCAUCCAGCUGUGGUACAAGUACAUCAUGGGAGAGGACCCGUCCACCAGCUACUUCCUAGGAGCCAUGCUCAUUAUCAGCUACAGCCUCUGCAAGUCGUUUGACCUCUGUGGACGAGUAUCAGCCAUACGCAAGGCCAUGGCAAUUCUCUGCAGUUCUCAGAGUUAUGGUGUGAGAGCCAGCAGCCAGCAGUGCAGUGAAGCCGGAGAUGUGUGUGCUAUUUGUCAGGGCGACUUCAGAGACCCCAUCGUUCUUCUCUGUCAGCAUGUGUUCUGUGAGGAGUGCCUGUGUCUGUGGUUCGACCGUGAGCGAACGUGCCCCCUGUGUCGAUCUGCGGUCAUAGAGACCCUGCACUGCUGGAAGGACGGCACCACCUCUGCCCACGUCCAGAUCUACUAGUGAUUGAUGGCCAGAUGCCCACCAGACACUGGGUGGCACUAUGGAGUCAAAUUUAGUAUGCCAUUAAUGUAUCAAGUCAGUUACUAUACCUUCUCUACACCGCUGUCACUAUCCCUAUCACACUGCUUGUCUAAGUUUGGCUUCAGCCAUGUCUUGCAAAGAAAUAGAAUAUUAACUUAUCUCAGUGUGACCCAGCACCAUGUGGUAUGGGUUAGUAUUCUGGCAAAGGGUACCUAUAGUAGUAUCUCAGUGCAACAAUUGCUUGUUUGCUCAUGUAUUUAGUUUGAUUUAGUUACUUAUGCAUUUCACCUGAUUUGUAGUGUAGAUUCAGCUUAUGUUUAAUGACAUUAUUUAAAAUAAAAAAACUUUAUAGAAAAAGUCA